UAGUUUAUUCACGGAUAAACCAAGCCAUGACAAAACAUUAAUCAGAAUGUUGACAAAAGUGGCGUAUUAAAAAAAUAAAAAUAAAAAAUAACUCACUAAAACAAAGCAAGAGGCAACUCAAAAUGUUUUUUCUUUUUACACUUUAUUAUCGUUUCUUUUUUUCACUUUAGUCUGCGGCAUUUAAUGAAGCGCCAUCUUUAUUUUUGAGCAAGGCUGCCAUCUGGUGGCGGUAAAGAGUUUUAUUUUCUCAAGCUCUCGCUCUGUUUGACUCCAGCGGUUUGCCGUAGGGAAGAACACGCGUUGCCUUAGCAACCGCUACAGGUUUAAUCCAGUCCCUCAUGAAAACAGGAUAAAACCUAGCUUUAAACGACUCUUUUCACAGAAUAUUUCCUAUAAAGAGGUCAAUAAGCGAAGCUGCCAUGGCUACCAGUAACCCGUCGGUGUUCCUUCUGACUGUAAACGGACAAAUUGAGGGAGCGGACUUUCCAGAGUAUGACAACCUUUACUGCAAAUACUGCUACGUUUAUGGCCACGACUGGGCUAUUACGACGGGUUUAGAGGAGGGCAUCACCCAGAUCACCUGUAAAAGCAGUUUGUCACAGACUUUAGUCUGGAACUUUCCUCUGGAAACAUCAUUUAAGAGCACUAAUCCAUCUGGAUGGCCUCAGCUUGUGGUCAGCGUGUACGGACCUGAUGUGUUUGGAAACGAUGUGGUGAGGGGCUAUGGAGCGACCCAUGUCCCCAUCACACCCGGACAACACACCAGAACCAUCCCCAUGUUUGUUCCCGAGCCCACGUGGAAACUGCAGAAGUUGACGGGAUGGUUGCUAGGGCGACGGCCGGAGUACACAGACCCUAAAGUGGUGGCACAGGGUGAAGGCAGAGAAGUAACAAGAGUUCGUUCUCAAGGUUUCGUCACCGUUUCCUUCCACAUCACCACUAAAGACAUGAAGAAGAUGGGCUACGACACCGGACCGUGCAACCUCCAGACUGCUGCCAGCGUGGACCAACCCUGCACUUUCUAAAGGAUUUUAUACUCAAAUGUAAAUACGUAUAUUUUUGCAGAAGUUUGUUUAUAAUAAAUGCUAAGUGCUGCCUUUGGUUGAAAGAGAAGCAGACAGCAGAGUUGCAGUGAAACCUUUUAUUUUGAAGCGACGCGGCGACACCCGCCCUCCUCCAUCCGCCUGCUGCGCCUGUUUGUUUAGAUGCCGUUAAAAUACCACGACGACUUUUCCUACAAAAUAAACCCAGUACACAGAAUAAUAAGGAAUACAGAAAAAACAGUAUGUUACAAUAGUACAAAUGAUAAAUUAUAUCAUACAGUUAUAAUGCCAACAGGUCGGGAGUAUGGAUCCAAUAAAAAUAAUAAAAAAA
Molecule: messenger RNA, 1374 nt
Organism: Oryzias melastigma (Indian medaka)
Lineage: Eukaryota; Metazoa; Chordata; Actinopteri; Beloniformes; Adrianichthyidae
Gene: b9d1
Product: B9 protein domain 1
Exons: 7
Coding region: 420-1025 (201 amino acids)
Biological process (GO): cilium assembly
Cellular component (GO): MKS complex
Source: RefSeq, a predicted model, not a curated record